AUGAUCAUUACAACAUGGAUUGUGUACAUUCUUGCUCGCAAAGGUGUGGGGCUCUCCUUCCCACCAAAAACCAGUUUGGAUGUUGAAGUUGUGGAAAGUGAGGCUGUGUCUGUGGUACAGCACUGGUUGAAAAGAACUGAAGAAGAAGCUUCUCAGGGCAUAAAGGAGAAGAUGUUCAGCAACUCCCCAUCCAUCCAUGGCAAAGAUACACACAUGACCAGAGAUGUGGAAAAACAACGUUUUUCAAAGUCUGAGUUGUUAACAAACCAGAGUCAAGAUGUCCUGGAGGAGAGAACUAGAAUCCAGUUCAUAAGAUGGAGCCAUACCCGUAUCUUCCAAGUUCCAAGUGAGGUGAGAGAGGAUGCUAUGCGGGAUCGGAUAGAGCAAGUGAGACGAAGCAUAUCACAGCUGACUGUUAAUUCUUCUCAAGAUCCAUGUAUCAAGUCUUCCUAUUUUGCCUGCUAUGAGUGA
Messenger RNA from Elephantulus edwardii (Cape elephant shrew), 471 nucleotides. It is a transcript of the gene SPATA19, whose product is annotated as spermatogenesis associated 19. Bases 1 to 471 code for a protein of 156 amino acids. The record is from RefSeq and is a predicted model, not a curated record. The transcript is spliced from 6 exons. NCBI's taxonomy places the organism in Eukaryota, Metazoa, Chordata, Mammalia, Macroscelidea, Macroscelididae.